AUGCCAGUCCACUUGAGCACAGCCCUACGUGUAGUGGGCACCAGCCUCUUUGCCCUGGCGGUCCUAGGAGGAAUCCUGGCUGCAUACGUGACUGGCUAUCAGUUCAUCCACACAGAGAAGCACUACCUCUCCUUUGGCCUGUAUGGCGCCAUCCUGGGCCUGCACCUCCUCAUUCAGAGCCUUUUUGCCUUCUUGGAGCACCGGCGCAUGCGCCGAGGAGGGCGACCCCUGAAGCUGGCCCCAUCGGUUGCUCUGUGCAUUGCUGCCUACCAGGAGGACCCUGAUUACCUGCGCAAGUGUCUCCGGUCUGCACAGCGCAUCUCCUUCCCCAACCUGAAGGUGGUGAUGGUGGUGGACGGCAACAGGCAGGAGGACACUUACAUGCUGGACAUCUUCCAUGAGGUGCUCGGUUCAGAACACACAGGCUGCUACAUCUGGCAGAGCAACUUCCACGAUGUGGGAGAGGGCGAGUCAGAGGACAGUUUAAAAGAGGGUAUGGGCCGUGUCCACCAAGUGGUUCGAGGCAGCACCUUUUCCUGUAUCAUGCAGAAGUGGGGUGGCAAACGGGAAGUGAUGUACACGGCCUUCAAAGCCCUUGGGGACUCCGUGGAUUAUAUUCAGGUGUGUGACUCCGACACAGUGCUGGAUCCAGCAUGUACUGUGGAGAUGCUUCGAGUCCUGGAAGAGGAUCCUCAAGUGGGUGGAGUCGGGGGAGAUGUCCAAAUUCUCAACAAAUAUGACUCCUGGAUCUCUUUCUUGAGUAGUGUUCGGUACUGGAUGGCCUUCAAUGUGGAAAGGGCCUGCCAGUCCUAUUUUGGCUGUGUUCAGUGCAUAAGUGGGCCCUUAGGCAUGUAUCGGAAUACCCUUCUUCAGCAGUUUCUAGAAGAUUGGUACCACCAGAAAUUUCUGGGCAGCAAGUGUAGCUUUGGGGAUGACCGGCAUCUUACCAAUCGAGUUUUGAGCCUUGGCUACCAGACUAAGUAUACUGCACGUUCAAAGUGCCUCACAGAGACCCCUACAAAGUACCUCCGUUGGCUCAACCAACAGACCCGUUGGAGCAAGUCUUACUUCCGGGAGUGGCUCUACAAUUCCCUAUGGUUCCAUAAGCACCACCUCUGGAUGACGUACGAGUCUGUGGUGACAGGUUUCUUUCCCUUCUUUCUUAUUGCUACUGUUAUCCAGUUGUUCUAUCGGGGCCGUGUCUGGAACAUCCUCCUCUUUUUGCUAACAGUGCAGCUUGUGGGCAUCAUCAAGGCUACUUACGCUUGCUUCCUUCGAGGUAAUGCAGAAAUGAUAUUCAUGUCCCUUUACUCUCUCCUUUACAUGUCCAGUCUCCUGCCAGCCAAGAUCUUUGCCAUUGCUACCAUCAACAAGUCUGGGUGGGGCACUUCAGGCAGAAAAACUAUCGUGGUGAAUUUUAUUGGCCUCAUCCCCGUGUCCAUUUGGGUCGCGGUCCUUUUGGGAGGACUGGCCUACACAGCUUAUUGCCAGGACCUAUUCAGUGAGACAGAGCUGGCUUUCCUAGUCUCUGGGGCCAUCUUAUAUGCCUGCUAUUGGGUAGCGCUCCUUAUGCUAUACUUGGCCAUCAUUGCCCGACGUUGUGGACGAAAGCCUGAGCAAUACAGCUUGGCAUUUGCUGAGGUGUGA
Molecule: messenger RNA, 1647 nt
Organism: Gracilinanus agilis (Agile Gracile Mouse Opossum)
Lineage: Eukaryota; Metazoa; Chordata; Mammalia; Didelphimorphia; Didelphidae
Gene: HAS3
Product: hyaluronan synthase 3
Exons: 3
Coding region: 1-1647 (548 amino acids)
Biological process (GO): hyaluronan biosynthetic process; extracellular matrix assembly
Molecular function (GO): hyaluronan synthase activity
Source: RefSeq, a predicted model, not a curated record